Molecule: messenger RNA, 795 nt
Organism: Colletotrichum abscissum
Lineage: Eukaryota; Fungi; Ascomycota; Sordariomycetes; Glomerellales; Glomerellaceae
Exons: 2
Coding region: 1-795 (264 amino acids)
Source: RefSeq, a predicted model, not a curated record
AUGGCGACACCGGAUGGCAACACGGCACGCCACUUUCAAUCACUUUUCGCCCAACUCCGUCCGCUGCCAAGAAUCCGACCUUUACCACACCAGUUCGUCCGCGCCGUCGGUCGUACACUAUCUUUCACACCAUCUAACGCCAUCUUGCAACUACCCACCAUUGCGACUCCGUUUGCGCCGGCUCUACUUGGCGGCCCUUGGCGGUUCUUGUCCUACGACUCAACGACGUUGGAUCAGCUCCGACGUGGGAUGACCGAAGCUGGGCCCAGGCAUUCUAGACCCCAGAAAAUCCCCCUUAACCCCAUCAUCCCACAUCGCCGUCAAUUGACCACUCACGGCCCCGAAGCCUGCAGCCCGCAACCCGAGGACACAGGAUCGCAGCUCGCACUACCAAACCACCCAUCACACACAGACCAGAACGAGGGGACGAGAGACAUUACAUCGCACACAUGGAGGGGUUGCGUCGACGAUCCAAGCGCAAUGCUGGUCCCUUCUGUCGGUUUUCCUCAUCUGUGCUGUCUGUCGCCCAUCACCCCGCGCUCGGCGCCCGUAUAUGCGCACGAGGCAUCCGAGAUCGAAUUAUCGCUCCCGGCGGCUAGUGUACUCCCCCUUCCUCAUCCGAACUGCUUCAAACCGACGUCCUCCCCAACGCCGAGCUCAAGUUUCCAAUUGUUGUCAUUCUUGUUCACCAAGUGCAACAUUGUGUGGUCUGACACGGUCACAAUCUUCUCGGUGGGGUCGCCAAGCGCUUGGCUUCUCGCGACCGCGCAAGAUGGUGUGGACCGGGCCAAGUGA